AUGGCUUUGGCCGGGGCGCUGGCGGGUCUGGCCGCGGGCUUGCAGGGCGCGCGGGCCGCCCCGAGCCCGGACACCGACUCGGACACGGACUCGGAGGAGCCGAGCCUCCGGCGCGGCGCGGGCGGGCUGUUCCGCGCGCAGGUCAUCCACAGCGGCCACUUCAUGGUGUCGUCGCCGCACAGCGACUCGCUGGCCCGGCGGCGCGACCGCGAGGGGCCCGUGGGGCUCGCCGACUUCGGGCCGCGCAGCAUCGACCCCACGCUCACCCGCCUCUUCGAGUGCAUGAGCCUGGCCUACAGUGGCAAGCUGGUCUCUCCUAAGUGGAAGAACUUCAAAGGCCUCAAGCUGCUCUGCCAAGAGAAGAUUCGCCUCAACAAUGCCAUCUGGAGGGCCUGGUAUAUCCAGUACGUGGAGCGGAGGAAGAGCCCCGUGUGUGGCUUCGUGACACCCCUGCAGGGGCCUGAGGCUGACGAGCACCGGAAACCGGAGGCCGUCGUCCUGGAGGGGAAUUACUGGAAGCGGCGCAUCGAGGUGGUGAUGCGCGAGUACCACAAGUGGCGCAUCUACUACAAGAAGCGGCUCCGUAAGUCCAGCAGGGAAGGUGACCUCCUGGCCCCUAAGCAGGCGGAGCGGGGGUGGCAGCCACCGGAGCGAUGGCGAGAACAGCUCUUCUCCAGUGUGGUGCCUGUGUUGCUGGGGGGCCCAGAGGAGGAGCCCGGCGGGCGGCAGCUCCUGGACCUCGACUGCUUCUUGUCCGACAUCUCUGACACUCUCUUCACCAUGACUCAGCCCAGCCCCGCACCCCUGCAGCUACCCCCCGAGGAUGCCUACGUGGGCAAUGCUGACAUGAUCCAGCCAGACCUGGCACCUCUGCAGCCCAGCCUGGAUGAUUUCAUGGAGAUCUCAGAUUUCUUCACCAACUGCCGCCCGCCACAGACGCCCUCAAACUUCCCGGAGCCCCCCAGCUUCAGGCCCAUGACUGACCCCCUCUUCAGUGGGAUCCUGAGCCCGGAGGUGCCCCCCAACCCCCUGUUGGGCAUGGCCCACCUUUCAGGCCACCGCCUGCAGGCUCGGAACAGCUGCCCUGGUCCCUUGGACUCCAGUGCCUACUUGAACUCUGAUUUCCUCCUUCCUGAAGACCCCAAGUCCAAACUCCCACCCCCUCCCACACCCCCACCCCUCCUCCACUACCCUACCUCAGCCAAGGUGCCAGGCCUGGAGCCCUGCCCCUCACCUGCUUUCCCUCCCAUGGCCCCACCCCAUGCUUUGCUACAGGAAGAGCCCCUCUUCUCUCCCAGGUUCCCAUUCCCUGCUGCCCCUCCUGCCACAGGAGCGUCCCCCCUGCCUGCUCCCACAGCCUUCCCACCCAGCCCACAGCCUGGGUCAGGCCCUGCCCCAGCCCCAGCCCCCUUCCCUGUAGACCUUUUGCCCUCAGGGUAUCCGGAGCCCACAUUUGGGCCUCAUUUUGCAGUGCCUCGGGGCAUGCGGCCCAGAGGCAAGCCCCCCACCCCAUGCCCUAGAGGGCGGAAGCCCACCCCCACCACCUUGGACCCUGCCACCGCCAGCCCCACUGCCAGUGCUGGAGGCACCAACCCCUGCCUCACACAACUGCUCACAGCAGCCAAGCCUGAGCAAGCUCUGGAACCGCCCCUUGUGUCCAGUGCUCUCCUCCGGCCUCCAGGGUCGCCGAUGGUCCCUGAACUCCCCUGCACCUUCUUUCCCCUGACCCCGGCCCCCACACCGCCCCGGCCUCCUCCAGGCCCCACGACACUGGCCUCUCCCAGGCCCCUGAUUGUUCCCAAAGUGGAGCGGCUCUCACCCCCAGCGCCCAGCGGUGGUGAGCGGCGGCUCUCUGGGGAGCUCAACUCCAUACUAGGCCCGGGGGCUCUGAACCUCUGCGUCUCACCCCCUCAACCCAUCCUAAGCCGGGGGCGCCCAGACAACAACAAGACCGAGAACCGGCGCAUCACCCACAUCUCUGCAGAGCAGAAGCGACGCUUCAACAUCAAGCUGGGGUUCGACACCCUGCAUGGGCUGGUGAGCACACUCAGUGCCCAGCCCAGCCUCAAGGUGAGUAAAGCAACCACGCUGCAGAAGACGGCCGAGUACAUCGCCAUGUUGCAGCAGGAGCGGGCGGCGAUGCAGGAGGAGGCGCAGCGGCUGCGUGACCAGAUCGAGGAGCUCAACGCCGCCAUUAACCUCUGCCAGCAGCAGUUGCCUGCCACCGGGGUGCCCAUCACACACCAACGCUUUGACCAGAUGCGCAGCAUGUUUGAUGACUAUGUCCGGACCCGAACGCUGCACAACUGGAAGUUCUGGGUGUUCAGCAUCCUCAUCCGGCCUCUGUUCGAGUCCUUCAAUGGGAUGGUGUCCACGGCAAGCCUGCAGAGCCUCCGCCAGACCUCACUGGCCUGGCUGGACCAGUACUGCUCCUUGCCCGCGCUCCGGCCAACUGUCCUGAACUCCCUACGCCAGCUGAGCACGUCUACCUGUAUCCUUACAGACCCAGACCGCAUACCUGAGCAGGCCACACGGGCAGUCACGGAGGGCACCCUUGGCAAACCUUUAUAGUGCUUGCCAAGCCUUUUGCUCACUCAGCUGCCCUGGGGCGGCCAUCCCUGGGCAUGGGCUCCAGGGACAACUUCUGGGCACUCCCCUCCUGCCCAAGCCCUGGCUGUCCUCUCCCUGAGGUUGAGCAGGGCCCACCAUGCAGGCUCAUCCCACAUCUUGGAAGCACUAUGCAGGGGAGGGUUGAGUCUGCUCCCUGUUCCACCACUGACACUGUGACCUUGGGCCAUUCAUACUGCCUCCUAGGCCUCCAUUUUCCAGGCUGCAGAAUGGGGAUGGGGGGGAUUCAACCAGAAGGUGAUCCCCAGGCCUUUCUAGCUGGGACCCUUGGGGCCUAGGCUGGCAGCUCAGGGAGCUUGGAGGGGAGAGGAUGACACUGCUUCUCUGUUACUCCUACCUGCUCCCCCACAGCAGGGGUAUCGGCCUCUGCUCCUGAGCAGAGAAGCAGAAAUCCCAGUGGGGCUGCAGGAUGGCUUCCCCUGGCUGAUCUUGGAAAGACCAGGACAGGGAGUGGCCAGAGCAGGACAGGCUUCUUGUGUGUGUGUGUGGAUGUGUGUGUGGGUUUUGUAAAGAGCUCUUGACCAAUAAAAACAAGAACUGCCAGCCAGUGUGUCGCUGUGAUUAUCGGCGUGUCUCUCUCCAGAAUGAAGAGCAAGCAGCUCGGCAGUGGAGGUGGCCUUGCAGGCCAUGAAAGGGCUUAGCUUUUCCUCUAAGCUGGAAGCCACUGGAGGGUUUUGAGUAGAGGUGCGACAACCUCAGAUGUAGCUUCUUAACGGGAUCCCUCUGCAUGCUGCUUUGAGAGAGGCUGUGGCAGGCGAGGGCAGAAACAGGAGACCAGAGAGGAGGCUGCUGUAGUCAUCCAGGGAGAGGUGAUGGUGCUGGGACCAGGGCGAGAACAGAGACAGGAAGGGGUGGGAUUCUGGACACUUUCUGCAGGUUGAACCAAGAGGAUUUGCAAUUGAAGAGAGACAUUGAAAUGACUCAGGUUUCUGGCCUGAGCAACUGGAAGGAAGGAGCUGCCAUUAACUGCAGUGGAGAUAGCUGUGGGUAGAGGAAAGAGGACAGGCUGCCUCCUCUCAGACAGCUGGGGUUAGGUCUGCACGUGCCGCCUCUGCAGGCUCAGCAAGGCUUCUUUGAUCUGGAAUCGCCAAGGCUGGGAGAGUCAGGAUGGAGCCCCUGAACCCAGCUGCUUGUUCUCAAACAUCCCCACCCCACUGCCUGUCCCUCCUUUUGAGCUGCAAAGCCUAGUAGUCAGGGCUAUCUGCUCAGACAGAACUAGCCAGGGCAGAAAUGGACAGCCAGCUUAUUGCCCCCCUUCCUGGGGACGUAGGCAAAUGGUUAAUGCUCUUGGCUGCUAACUGAAAGGUUGGAGGUUUGAGUCCACCCAGAGGCACCUCAGAAGAAAGGCCGGCUGAUCUACUUCUGAACGGUCAGCCACUGAAGACACUGUGGGGCGCAGAUCUACUCUGGCACACGGGGGUCACCGA
Messenger RNA from Loxodonta africana (African savanna elephant), 4055 nucleotides. RefSeq names its product MLX interacting protein like (gene MLXIPL). The coding region runs from base 1 to 2571 and encodes 856 amino acids. The transcript is spliced from 17 exons. Gene Ontology annotation, cellular component: RNA polymerase II transcription regulator complex. NCBI's taxonomy places the organism in Eukaryota, Metazoa, Chordata, Mammalia, Proboscidea, Elephantidae. Gene Ontology annotation, biological process: positive regulation of transcription by RNA polymerase II. The record is from RefSeq and is a predicted model, not a curated record. Gene Ontology annotation, molecular function: protein dimerization activity; DNA-binding transcription factor activity.